AGUCAGUAGCUCGCAGUGGAGGGAGGAGGAGCUCCAACUGUGCUCUUUGAUGGCAGUUUUUGCACCUUUGGGUGCUUGUCAUGUUCGUUUAUUUUUCAAAGAAGACAGCAGGUCCCUGACCUCAUAGACCAGCUAGUUUGGGAGGUGGCGGCAGAAUAAGGGCUGAGGACCCAGAUCUGCCUGGGGUCAGGCUGCUUCUAAAAGUGCAGGGCCACCCUCAGUAGUGUGGCUGCUAGGGCAGCACAGUUACAAUUUCGCUGAAGGCUGAGGCAGGAGUGGAGAGGCAUGGAGAGGCCCCAUGGGGAAUAUACUGACCUGUUGUAUCAACUCCCACUGUGGCUGGCCCAGGGGGAAGGACGCACCCUGUUAUGAAUCUGAUACUGAUAUUUAUGAGACUGUGGCUGCUGCAACAUCAGAAUCCACUACUGUAGAGCCUGGCAAGCUGGAUGUGGGAGCCACGGAGGGCCAAGACCUGCAGCACAUCAGCAACCAAAAGAUGCCCACAGGUCCCCCUGAGGACCGCCUGAGUUUAAAAUUUCUGCCAUCAAGUGAGGAAGACAAUGAUGAUGCCAAGAUUUUACCAUCACCUGUCCAGGGUUCUUCUGAGGACAACCUGAGUUUAGUAUGCCUACCACGAAGUGAAGAUGAUGACUGUGAUGAUGAUGAUGAUGAUGAUGCCCAGAUUUUACCGUCACGUGUCCAGGGUGGCUGUUACCGGUUUGAUAGCAGUUCUUGUUCUUCUGAGGACAACCUGAGUUUAGUAUGCCUACCACGAAGUGAAGAUGAUGACUGUGAUGAUGAUGAUGAUGAUGCCCAGAUUUUACCGUCACCUGUCCAGGCUUGUUCUGAAGAUAGCCUGUUUUUAAGAUGCUCACUGAGACACAAAGAUGAAGAAGAAGAAGAUGAUGAUGACAUCCACAUAACAGCUCGGAUAGAAAGUGACUUGACGCUGGAGAGUCUAAGUGAUGAAGAGAUUCAUCCAGCAUCCCACAACCAUGGCUGGCAGAUGCCAAGGGGAUGUGUGAGAUGGCCCAGCUCCAGGAUGAAACUCAACUUUAGGGAAGCUGGGGAGAGCCUCACAGCGCUGGACAAGCCAUCAGAUGGCACUGCCCCCAGGGACACACCCGGGGGCGUGGACAGGGAUAUGGAGGACCUAAGGCAAAGGGUGGCUUCAAACGUGACAGCAGAUCAGCCGCUGGGGAAAUACCAGAGGGGAUUUGACAGCUGGGCCAGGUGUUCCAGGACAGCACUUUCCAAAAGAUUUUCCAUCCAAACUUCCAGCAAGAAGUAGAUCUUCCAUCGUUAUCCAGAGCAUAUCUACGCAUUCAGGUAACUGAAGCAACAUUCCAGGAACCCUCACCAUCCCUCCCGUUGAACAGUUCGCUCUCCAGCUGGAGUCAGCUCUGGGCUGCCUCACUUUAACAAAAUGCUGGUUGCAGCCAUUGGAAUUAAUUUUACACCCUCUGAGUUGCAGUGCAAAAUUUGAAGACUGGCAUUUGGAAGCUCAGUAUCAUCAAGGAUUCAUUUAUUUUAUGAUGGUUGACAACAUUUUCCAGGCCACACUAACUGGGUCAGCUGGUAAUAAUAAUAAUAUGAUAAUUGGCCGGGCACGAUGGCUCACGCCUGUAAUCCCAGCUCUUUGGGAGGCUGAGGUGGGCUGAUCGCCUGAGAUCAGGAGUUCGGGACCAGCCUGAUCAACAUGGUGAAACCCCGUCUCUACUAGAAACACAAAAAUUUAGCAUGAUGGCGGGCACCUGUAGACCAGCUGCCUGGGAGGCUGAAGCAGGAGAAUUGCUCGAACCCGGGAGGCAGAGGCCACAGUGAGCCGAGAUAGCACCAUUGCACUUCAGCCUGGGCAGCAGAGUGAAACUCCAUCUCAAAAUAAUAAUAAUAAUAAUAAUAAUAAGCCCCUGAAGGUAUUACACAUGCAGCACUUUCCAGUUUAAAAAGGACUUUCAAAGGACAAGUAGUGUAUGGUCCCAUCCAUAGGAGGUAUCCAGAGUACCCAAAUAUAGAGAUGGGAACUAGCAUGGUGGGUGCCAGGGGCUGGGGGAGGGAGGAAUGGGAAGUUGGUGUUGAAUGGGGACAGAAUUUGAGUUCUGCAAGAUGAAAAAGAUCUAGACAUGCCAUUGCACUCCAGCCUGGGCAACAGAGUGAGACUCCGUCUCAAAAAAAAAAAAGAAAAAGCCAGUUGCGGUGGCUCACGCCUGUAAACCCAGCACUUUGGGAGGCCGAGGCAGGUGGAUCAUGAGGUCAGGAGUUUGAGACCAGCCUGACCAACAUGCUGAAACCCCAUCUCUACUAAUAAUACAAAAAUUAGCUGGCAUGGUGGUGGGCGCCUGUAAUCCCAGCUACUCAGGAGGCUGAGACAGGAGAAUCGCUUGAACCCGGGAGAAAGAGAUUGCCAUGAGCUAAGAUUGCGCCACUGCACUCCAGCCUGGGCAACAGAGCAAGACUCUGAAAAAAGAAAAAUCUAGAAAUGGAUGGUGGUGAUGGUUGCACGACAUUGUGAAUGUAGUUAAUGCCACUGAACUGUGUACUUAAAAAUGGUCAAGAUGGGCCAGGCGCGGUGGCUCACACCUGUGAUCCCAGCACUUUGGGAGGCCCAGGCGGGUGGAUCAUGAGGUUAGGAGAUCGAGACCAGCCUGGCCAACAUGGUGAACCCCAUCUCUACUAAAAAUACAAAAAUUAGCUUGUCGUGGUGGUGCAUGCCUGUAAUCCCAGCUACUCAGGAGGCUGAGGCAGGAGAAUCGCUUGAACCAGGGAUUCGGAGGUUUCAGUGAGCUGAGAUCACGCCACACUGCACUCCAGCCUGGCGACACAGCAAGACUCUCAAAAAAAAAAAAAAGGUCAAGAUGAUAAAUUUUAGGUUGUGUGUAUGUUACUGCUUUUUCACAGAUGAAGAAAACAACACUGACAUGCAUUAUCUCCCAACACCAACCUCAACCCAGCCCUGGAGUGUGAGCAGAGCCAGCAGCAUUUCCAGCCCCGCCUCUGGAGGAAGGAGAGGAACCUGAGACUCUUGGGUGACCUGAGGCGUCUCUGGCAGCACCAGCAAAAGAGCCUGGCCCUGGCCGCCCAGCACAGGUGCUCAGUCCCUCCUGACUGCCACUGCUCCCUCAACACCAAAGCACAGGGUCGCGAGAUGUUGGGAGAGGGUCGGGGAUGCUGGGCUGGGAGAGGACCGGGGGCCUGUCAGAAGCCAUGACAUGAUGCACUCACCGCUCAGGAGGAAGCUACUGGCCUUUGAGUGAAAUCUAUAAGAAUGAACUCUGGAGAUGUAUCGUACAACAUGGAGUCUACAGUUAAAAACUGUAUUGUAUACUGGAAAAUUGCUAAGAUUAGAUCUUCCAUGUUCUCACUACAAAAGCAUAAGUAUGUGAGAUGACGGACGUGUGUGUCAGCUUGAUUUAAUCAUUUUGCAGUGUGGCAAAGCAUCGCACUGUAGGUGGUAAAUAUAUAUACAGUUUUGUCAAUUAUACCUUCAGGAAGCUGGGGUGGUUGGUGUGUGUGUGUGUGUCUGUGUGAUGUGAGGUCAGUGAGGUGCUGAACAUGGUGCAUUAAACAGCAUUUUCAUUCUUA
Messenger RNA from Homo sapiens (human), 3582 nucleotides. It is a transcript of the gene DRICH1, whose product is annotated as aspartate rich 1. The record is from RefSeq and is a predicted model, not a curated record. The transcript has 12 exons. Bases 299 to 1291 code for a protein of 330 amino acids. NCBI's taxonomy places the organism in Eukaryota, Metazoa, Chordata, Mammalia, Primates, Hominidae.